UCCCAUAGAAAAAUACCCAUACCCAUAAAAUUAAAAACCAAAAUAUGGUGACUCUUGUGGUGGCAACAACAAAAGAUCCAGCAUCAAUUAAUCCAGCAAAGGAGUUAUUAGCUAUGCCAGGUUGGCAACCUGGGCCCACAUUAGAUCAACGUGUCAGAAGUUUUAUUAACGGAGAUGUGAGAGUGUUGGAACAUGACAAAGGCAUUGUGGAAGAAGAUGAUUUAGAUCAACGGUGGGAGAUGUGUACAGGUCAGCAUGUUGAUGAGGUUAUAUUUCUUAGUAAACAUACUGCUGUAUCCAACCGACCUGCUCUCACCAUACACCCCAUUGGGGUGCCACAUUUGAAAGAGGGGGAUGUUCCGCCACAAGGAGGGAGGCCAGGGUGGGCAGCACCACCAAAUCCAAGGAUGGGGCCGUGGAUGAUUCUUUUGAAUAAAAUUGCUGAAUCUCAUAAUCUCGUUCCUGAAUUUGAGAUUACUUUUGAAGCUACUCAUCAUGGACCUGUGACAACUAAGCCAACAAUGUUCAUCGAGAUAGGUAGCACUGAGGAGUACUGGAAGAGACAGGAUGCUGCUCAAGUUGUUGCUCUAGUGAGUUUUACUUUGUUAGUGGCUGCUUUACUGUUAGUCUGGGAAGGACUUGGACUUGGAGGAGGUCCUCCUGUUGGAAACUGGAGCAGUACAUCUGCAAAUAGCAAAGUCCUCCUAGGGAUUGGUGGAGGACAUUAUGUGCCACGACAUACGGAUGUGAUAAAGAAGGAUGGUUGUUGGGUGGGCCAACUCCUCUCCGGUUACUCCUUGCCAAUGGAAGAUCCUGGCCCAACAAAAGGUAAAGUAAGUGCACAAGAUAUUGCUGGAACUUGGAAACAUUCAAUUAGAGCAGCAUAUGAUGCUACCAAAGCAGGUUUUCCUGGUGGAGAUAUUCUGGCACAUCUUGAUCAGAAGAGUUUCAAGAGUUGGCAGAAGAAUGCGAUUAUUGAAUUCCUAGGUGCACAGAACAUUAAAAUUGGCAAGCCUGGUGACUUCCGCUGAUUCCGAUCAAGUUUAGCAAGUUAGUUGCUUAUUGAUGUUGUUAAGGUCCACAACUUUCAUACCUUCUUUUUUAGAUGUACUUGUAGAGUAGGUUGAAGCAAUAGCUUCCGGAUCAUCAUAUAAGCAUAUUGUUCACUGAGAACUUUGUAUGUCCUGGGAAAAGAAGUAGAAAGGAAAACAAUGUAUGAAGAUUAAUAUAGGCAAGUAUAAUAAUCUUUUUCUUCUUUGUUAAA
Lycium barbarum (goji berry) is the source of this 1264-nucleotide messenger RNA. RefSeq names its product D-aminoacyl-tRNA deacylase. Lineage: Eukaryota; Viridiplantae; Streptophyta; Magnoliopsida; Solanales; Solanaceae. Gene Ontology annotation, biological process: D-amino acid catabolic process. Gene Ontology annotation, molecular function: D-aminoacyl-tRNA deacylase activity. Bases 45 to 1031 code for a protein of 328 amino acids. The record is from RefSeq and is a predicted model, not a curated record. The transcript is spliced from 8 exons.